AUGAGAGGGCAUUCUAGAUUCUCUGUGGAUGAUCUCAUCGCCUCUCCUGGCCAGCUUCGUGCUGACGACUCACCAGCAAAAUUGGGUGACCAAGGAAACCUCUCUGAACUGGUUAAUCUCAUCUUGACGGUAGCUGAUGGAGACAAAGAUGGCCAGGUCUCCUUGGGUGAAGCAAAGUCGGCAUGGGCACUCCUUCAGUUAAAUGAAUUUCUUCUCAUGGUAAAACUUCAAGAUAAAGAACAUACCCCAAAACUAAUGGGAUUCUGCAGUGACCUCUACAUGAUGGAAAGUGUUGAAUAUACUUCUCUCUAUGGAGUGAGCCUCCCAUGGGUCAUUGAACUUUUUAUUCCAUCUGGGUUCAGAAGAAGAAUGGAUCAGCUGUUCACACCGUCAUGGCCUAGAAAGGCUAAAAUAGCCAUAGAACUUCUAGAAUUUGUGGAAGAUGUCUUCCAUGGACCCUAUGGAAACUUUCUCACGUAUGAUACUAGUGCCAAAAACCUAGGAUAUAAUGAGAAGUAUGAUUUGAAAAUGGUGGAUAUGAGAAAAAUUGUGCCAGAGACAAACCUGAAAGAACUUAUCAAGGAUCGCCUUUGUGAGUCUGACCUGGACUGUGUCUAUGGCACAGAUUGUAGAACUAGUUGUGAUCAAAAUACAAUGAAGUGUACUUCAGAAGUAAUACAACCAAACUUGGCAAAAGCCUGUCAGUUACUCAAAGACUACCUAUUGCAUGGUGCUCCAAGUGAAAUUCGUGAAGAAUUAGAAAAGGAGCUUUAUUCUUGUAUUGCUCUCAAAGUUACAGCAAAUCAAAUGGAAAUGGAACACUUUUUAAUAUUAAAUAACCUAAAAACAUUAUUGUGGAAGAAAAUUUCCUAUACAAAUGACUCUUAAUUUGAAUAAGUACCAUCAUAGGAAACUUACCACUUCUGAAUAUCCAUUUUGAACAUUUAAAAGAAUGGCUUCUGAUCCUUUCUCUUGGGGCCUAAGAAGCCAUCAUCUUAAAUAGAGAGGAGUAUGGUAACGGAAGGCAGUACAGAUGAACAUCUCCACAAGAUUUCACUCCUUUUGUUUUUUUGAGAUGGGGUCUUGCUCUGUUGCCCAGGUGGUAUCAAACGCCUAGACUCCAGUGAUAUUCCGGCCUGAGCCUGUGUGCUGGGACUAUAGGCAAAUGCCACCAUGUGCCAAUUCCUGCUUUUAGAAGUCCUUACAUUUGCCAGUUCCAUUCACUGUGUAACUAUCUUGAAGAGUGACU
This is a messenger RNA of Heterocephalus glaber (naked mole-rat), 1249 nucleotides long. The record is from RefSeq and is a predicted model, not a curated record. Lineage: Eukaryota; Metazoa; Chordata; Mammalia; Rodentia; Bathyergidae.